Prorocentrum cordatum is the source of this 1692-nucleotide messenger RNA. Lineage: Eukaryota; Dinophyceae; Prorocentrales; Prorocentraceae. The record is from the annotation of a GenBank genome assembly.
AUGACGGCUUCUUCGCAACUCUUGGGAUGGGUUCUCAUCAGCAUUGUUGCUGCCGGCCACUGCAUGACCAUCCGUGGUGCAGCAGGGAAGAGUGCUGACGCUGGGCAGGCGGAGGACGACGGACCUGGGACCUACCGCGUAGUCUCGGCAGGCACCCUGAAGGCGCUCCCCGUGAGCCAGGACUAUGACCGCACCAGCGCGAAGGUGGGGGAGGUGGCGCUGGAGCAGGUGGUGAGCGUCCUCGAGGUGGCCGCAGAGCUGAACGAUGGCAGGCGGCGCGCCCGCAUCGCGAACCCCCCCGGCUGGAUCACCCUGAUGGCCACCAAGAACGGCGUCCGCUUUGCCACGAAGCAAUCGGACACCCAAGCGGCACCAGAGAAGGACUACCUGACCAUCCCAUGGGUGCAGAACGUCUCGCACAUGAUUGCCCUUGACGCAAAGAUUAAGACCCCUGAGAAGAAGACAGCUAUCGUCACGUUCGCAGGCAAGAGAAACAUGGACUACAUUGACGGGGCGGUCUUGUUGGGGAGGUCAAUCCAAGAGCACGCGCCGGGAUACAUGAUGGUGGCCAUCGUGAUCGAGAAUAUGAAGGACAAGCACCAAGAGACCUUGAGGAAGGCUGGCUGGAAGCUGGUGGUCGUCCCGAAUUGGGACAGAGAUUAUUGCGGAGAGGAUUGCGACCUGCGGUUCUUAACCCGUUGGCACGACUCUUUCGAGAAGAUCAACGUGUUCAGGCUGCCUUUCGAGAAGGUGUUGUUCUUAGAUUCGGAUACGUACGUAUUCAACGAUCGGAUCCAGGAGCUGUUGACCCAGACAACAUUGCCCGACGGGCACAUCGCGAUGGCGAAGGACGGCUGCAAGGAUCAAUUCAACAGCGGAGUAAUGCUCUUCAAGCCAAACUUGGACGUGUUCAAAAGCAUGCUUAAGAUGGUAACCGAGAGCUCGCGGGAGAAGAUUCUUGACCAGGAGCUAGUGAACGCAAUCUACAAGGACAAGAUCGUCGAGGUCCCUCGCGAAUUCAAUUGCGUCGACAUUGUAGGCGUCCAGCCAGGCUUACGCAAAGAAUGCGAGUUCCACUGCACCAAGGAUGUCGUCAUCUCUCACUUCACGGGCUACCCCAAGCCCACUAAUGCGGUCAGGAGGAGGCUUGAAAUUAUCCGUCGCCCUGGAGCACCUGAAAUCGCUUGCACGGGCAAGAACUUCGGCUCUUGUAGGAAAUGGUCUGCGUACUACUGCGACAUUAGGAAGCACUCAAAGUAUCUCACGAAAGAGCUUCAGACGGUGCUGAAGCAGACUGGAGAAUGUUGCCAUACUCCGUUCGACCCGACGCAAGACACAGAAAGUUGCAAAGAGUGUGUCGCGAGCUUGAAUUUUACUUUUCCUGUUCGACCAGACUUGUCUGGCACUUUCGUGAGGACGACCAUGAAGCCCACGGAGUACAACGGUCGGAAGCCGAUCUAUGUAAACAUUAACAAAAAGGAUGGACCUCCUUUGUAUAUGUACUAUCGAACCGCAAAAGCUCUGGAUGAUGGGCUUCCAUUACACGAACAACAUCGCCGAAGGUUAUUUCAAGCGGGAUGCUCAAUGCCCGAGGGACUUCGGAGACAUGUACCUUGGCAUGUCGGGACAGUGGCUGCCAAACCAGUUCUCCGUUGCGACGGUGCCGAACGAGGGUGCUCCCGAUGGCACUGA